GCCUUGAUCAAGUCCAGUUCAGACAGUGAUAAAGUGGUCACGUCUGAACAGCAGCAGGGAGUAGACUAUCGUCAAAAGUUUGCCAACAUUUACUCUGCACCCCUAACCGUUUGUGGCCGAGUACCCCCCAACACCUCACACCUUUUGUACGCGGCAAAUGCAUCCAUGAGCCCGCAUCUACGAUUGAAUCAAGGCAUUGCUGGAUCUCACAUUCAAUUAGGAUAUCCCAGAAUCGUAGCUGCUUCUCCUUACCUUAGGGGUGCUAUGCCUGUGAUUUUAGGACAAAGUCACCGGUCUACUUCUUUUCGUCCCAUAAAUCAUGCAUUCGGAGGAUCAGUAGGUGCCCAACAACUGAUGCUUAACCCACUGACUACCUGCAUGCCUGGUCUUUCAGCUGGUGUGGUUGGUGGACAACAGUAUUGGCCCCAACAGACUUGCAUGACAUAUCGAACGCUGGGUGCCGGUGAAUCAGUACCUCAUCAAACCAUUGAUCCUACGUCUGCUGACAAUAUGCCUAAUCCCCACGAUCAACCAAAUGUGCAAAUUCAAGAAACGCCUGCAUCGACUAAUCCCGUUCCUGAAGAGCAGACACCCGAAGCGGAACAACAUGGAGCAGCAUCUUCUUCUUCUUCUGAUCAACAUGAAGCUUCUUUUAGUUGUGAUGCUGGAAUGAGGCGUGAAAGCAAUGAAUUAACUUCGGCUGAGCGUCAAGUAUAUGGUGACAUAAUUUUCAACAAAAUAGCCGAGGGCGAGCCUGUUCUUGCUACUAAAAUCACAGGAAUGAUCCUUAAUAUGAAACCAUCCUUCGUUCUCAACGUCCUACUCAGUGAUUCUGACCUGAAAAAUGCGGUGACACAAUGCAAAGUUGCUCUGGCAAAGAAGGAGCCAGUUAUCCAAAAGAAGAACUAA
Molecule: messenger RNA, 909 nt
Organism: Rodentolepis nana
Lineage: Eukaryota; Metazoa; Platyhelminthes; Cestoda; Cyclophyllidea; Hymenolepididae
Source: the annotation of a GenBank genome assembly